CUCUCGCCUCGUCUCCUUGCAUCCCCCAUCUCAUCCAUCUCUCUCACUCUCUUUCCGUCAAACAUCUCACUUACUCAUCAUGUCCACCACCACCAGUCUUCUUCACACGGCACUACAGAACCUGCACGUUGCACAGCAGGUCGCCCACCCGUCGCACACACCGCGCCCGCCUUCCAGCCGCUCCUCGCCGCCCACCAGCCGCCGCAAUGGUGACAGCAGCGACGACGACGAGUACGUCCCUGUCGGCCAUGGCACCGCGCCUGGCACCCCCAUUCCAGGCAAGGGCAUGGUGCUUGGCCAGCGCAUCAAGAAGGACAACGGCGCGCGCGACCCGCUCAGAAACUUCCCCACGCACGUCGCGGUGCGCAUUUUCCUCCAGCUCGACAUCCGCAGCCUCGCGCGCUGCGACCGCGUUUGCAAGCGCUGGCACAAGUCCAGCACCCUCAACUACAUCUGGUUCCUUCAGAACCGCGCUCUCCAGCUGCCCUCGCUCCCCAGCGCGACCGGCGGCAAGACCCGCAAGCUCGACGACGGCACAGAGUUCUUCGACCCAUACGACAAGGGCACCAAGCUGUCCUCCCUCCCACCCGUGGCGGUGCCAACUUCAAACCAGACGCAGUGGUCCAAGGCUGAGAGCAAGCGAGCGUGGAAGAGCGUAUUCCACACCUCGCUUGCACGCAAGAACGCAGACGGCGAGGAGGACCAUCCUUACCAUGUCGAUGUCGAUAGCCUGCACACGAGCGGGUACAGUACCCCCGCGCGCCACUCGCACGCUGGUAUGGGCUCGGGUAACGCCACGCGCUGGUCCGACAACAGCGGGGCUGGAAGCAUGACGCCGACAGAGCGCAAGAUCGCCGCCCGCGAGGGAUACAAGGCCCUCGGUGGGCGCAAGAGCCGCACCAAACGCCGCAUGGGCGGUACGGGGGCGCGCAAGGCUCCCGACAUUGAGGACGAUGAUCCGCGAUUCACCGCGCCGUGGUAGCACAUCGCCAACUCAUAGCUGGGCGACAUACGCCCCACCACCACCACCGCCGCCACCGCCGCCACCGCCACCGCCGCCCUAUGAAACUCGGCCAAAGCCCGAAAGCCAAAUGCGCUCUUCCCACAGCGCCGUUGUUGUCCCGUUGUCAGAAGUAGAUUCUAUGAAUGCCUGCAUGUACUACUGCCGCUCCG
Molecule: messenger RNA, 1173 nt
Organism: Cutaneotrichosporon oleaginosum
Lineage: Eukaryota; Fungi; Basidiomycota; Tremellomycetes; Trichosporonales; Trichosporonaceae
Molecular function (GO): protein binding
Source: RefSeq, a predicted model, not a curated record